AUGGCGGGUCACAAUAACGCUAUGGAGGAUUUGGAGGAUGGAGAGAUAAGCGGCUCAGAUUCAGAAGCUGUCAUGGCUUCGGAUAACCGACAGCAAACGGCCCCUGCAGCAGCCUUUUCAACUCAGUCUUUCCAGAGCAGGCAUCCACAGACCACCCCAGCUGUCACCAGUUACCGUAGCUCCAUUACUAGAGACUCCAGUGAAAGCGACUCGGACUCGGAGGAAGAGGCUGCAACAUGGAGGAGAAAGCGUCAGAAGUGCUCCAACGCUCCAGUACCCGUGCCUCCCACAGCUUUCAGAGGCUCUGCUACUGCGGCGGGGCCUCCGUGCCGUAAAGUGAACAACGUCUGGGGUGCCGUGGUGCAGGAACAGAGCCAAGAAGCCGUCGCAGCUGAGCUCGGCAUCCUGGGAAUGGAGGGAAGCGUGAGCAUGGACAGCCGCCAGAGUGAGACCUACAACUACGUUCUUGCAAGAAAACUGAUAGAAAAGGAGAAGCAAGAGCAGGGCAUGGAGGCCAUUCUGGAUGGGCAGCUAGACGAGUGUAUGCAGCAAAAGUCAGAGGAAGAAAACGGCGACGGGCACCUGAAGAGAAAGAGGUCGGUUAAGGAACGGCUGGGUCCAAGAGCUGAAAUGGACUACCAGGGGCGGUUUGAGGUUACUCCGGAUGACCCCGAAGACAAAGUGAUCGAUGAAAUAGCUCACAGGUUAAUGGAGCCAAAAAAGGACUUAAUAGAGCGAGUUGUGAAGGUGAUUGGCUCAAAGAAAGCACUAGAGCUUCUGUCAGAGACUGCAGCUAUUGAACAGAAUGGAGGUCUUUACACUGUGGAUGGUAGUAGAAGGAGGACCCCUGGUGGUGUUUAUUUAAAUUUGCUGAAGAACACUCCUAGUAUUUCUCGUAAGCAGGUCAAGGAAAUAUUCCUUGAAGAGAACCAGAAAGAGUGUAACAGCAAAAAGGCCGCCAAUAAGCGACGGAGGCACAUAGUGGCUAAGAAGAUGAAACAAGCGAUCACCACUUUGAACCUGCAGGAGCAUGACGAGAACUCACGAGAAACCUUUGCCAGCGACACCAAUAACGCUCUGGAGUUGCUCGAGGAGGCCGGUGAGGACCAGCCGGAACCCGCUCUGGGUACAGAGGACACUGCCGUAGUUUACAAUUCGAAUGACCUCGAGGUCUUUUGAUUCAUGCUGCUUUGUGUGUUUGAGUGACUGUAAGGACAGCGAGAAUGAAUCUACUGUUUUGUUUAGGGAUGUUUUUUGGACUUGGGUGACACUGAAUAAUUUUUUAAUAAUGUAAGUAUGUAUUAGUUGCUCUUUAAUCGUCUAAUUGGCACUUAUACAGCAAUAUACCAGGUGGGCUAGACAGACAGACAGGCUGGUCAUAUACUGGGUUUCAAUUUAGUACAAUUCCUGGAUAAAUAAUUAUUGUUUCCAGAGGACAUGAAGGCAUGGAUCAACAGAAAAGCUACUGUGGCUCAAAUUGUAGAUCAUUUUAAAACUGGUCUAAUACAAAGUACAUUAAAUCUUGUACACCCUAUGGACAGAAGUAUUGGGACACUCCUUCUAAUCAUUGUUUCAGCCACAACAAUUGCUAACAAGUGUAAUAACUCAGUUCUAUAAAGAAAAUGAUACGCUUCCAACAUUGCCCCGACAGUCAGCAUGACUGUGAGCCUGUGAACAAUGCUAGGUCUAUAUAGAAAGACAUGAAGAAAAGCUUAGUUUAAAAACGUUCCAGUGGCCUACACAGAGCCCUGACCGUAGCCCUACUGAACAGCUUUGGAAUGAACUGGAACAUCAAUUGCAUCAAUUGAGGCUUUCUUGACCAACAUCAUUGCCCAGAAACAUUUGAUAUGUAGUGUAGACUGACUGUAAUUCAUUGGAUUUUAAUCGAGUACAAUUCCUGGUUAAAUAGAGGGUCAGUUAAAUGGUUUUGUUUAUUUGACUGAACAUUGUCUCACUACUAAACAGCAUUUGGUUCAUAAAUGAGUUUAUUUGUAUAUUAAAGAAUAUUGUUCUCUGCACAAGCAUCCAGCAGUUUAUUUAUUUUAGAGUCCCUCUCUUGUGGGCUUUGUUCUUGUUUCUCUUGAAUGGCUAAAGCUGUUUCCUUUGUCCAUUAGUAUUAAUUCAUUGACCUUAAAUGGCCAGGGCAUCUUAAACAAUGGUUCCAUUUACAAAAGUUUGCCUGGGAAUUGUACUAGAUUUUAACUUAGUUUUUUUUUUUUUUCAGUCUGCCCUAGUGUUAGGGACUGUGAAUGACUGUGAGAUAGGUAUAGGUGAGGCAGGCAACCUAACCCUGUGAUGCAUUGUUUACUUAAAUAAACCAUUGCAUCCAGUUGUGCAAGUUGAGUUCUGCACCUCAGUUCAUGAAACAUUGACCUAAUUUGUCUGGUUUUGUCUGUUUCUCAAAAAAGAAAUGUAUUUAAGGGUAAAUUAUUUUUAAAGCUGCUGUUUUAUCAUUUUUAAUUAUUAAAAGCAGUCAGAUGUUAUUUCCUUUUAAUUCAAACCUGCUAAAUAAAAUGUAAAUUGCUAAGUCAAAGUGCAUUUGCACAGGAGUUUAAGUCUAUGUACCUAACACAGAAGUGAUGAUUGCUCUAUGCUUUAUAUUAUUUUGAGAAGCCAAUUUCAAGGAUUCACUUGUUUGGCCACUAAGUUCAUAUAUCUGUUCUUGUUAAAACGCUGUACAUGUGAGGUUAGUAAUAGGUUGAAUCAGUGUCACCGUUUAUGAUCUACAGAUUUCAAUAAAUGCUUAAAUGCUGUGUUGUAAAAACAGCUCGCUCUUACAGGACAGAAUGAUGAGUUGGUUUGUUACCAAGAAAUGAGCUUUGAUGAAGAGUUUGUAUUACAUAACAGGAAUCUUAUAAGUGUCUUAAAAUCAUACAAGCUAAUAUUGAUACUUGUUCAUGCACUUAUUCUCUACUACGACAUUGUUCAUUUCUGAAUCACAUUCAGAUUACCUUAGCAGUCAAUUUGUAUUAAGGAGUGUGUUGAUAAAUGUACAACCUCAAAUCAGAAAAGUUGGGACAGUAUGGCAGUUGCAAACAAAAAAUGUGGUGACUUUUAUUUCAUUGCAGAUGGUGUGAACCCAAGAUAUUUCAUGUUUUGUCUGAUCAACACAUCCCCAAAAAAAUUGGGACUGGGGCAAUUUAAGGCUAGUAUUGAGGUAGUAAUAGGGUCCCAACUUUUUCACUUUUCUGAUUUGGGGUUGUAAAAUGGUUUUAAUCACCAAUUGUUAAAUAAAGAUAUAACCAUUUAAAAUACAUCUUAA
This is a messenger RNA of Trichomycterus rosablanca, 3262 nucleotides long. It is a transcript of the gene phax, whose product is annotated as phosphorylated adaptor for RNA export. The transcript has 5 exons. Bases 1 to 1179 code for a protein of 392 amino acids. Gene Ontology annotation, cellular component: nucleus. The record is from RefSeq and is a predicted model, not a curated record. Gene Ontology annotation, biological process: snRNA export from nucleus. NCBI's taxonomy places the organism in Eukaryota, Metazoa, Chordata, Actinopteri, Siluriformes, Trichomycteridae.